UUUGACAGCCUCAUGUACUGUCAAGACAGGGCUGAUUUGUUUCAUCCUCAACCGCUCUCUACGUAAUUAUCAUCGUUCUCUUCUGUCCCGCGUCACUGUCAUCAGCACCUGAUACAUUAAGCCCACGGAUUUUGUUGCAUUUUAACACAAGAAGUAUACACUUGUUCAGGAUUACUUUUUGGAACUGUUUUCAGCGAAUUGGUCCCUUCAAGGGUUGAUACGCUGAGAAAUAUAACAUUUUUAAACGGAAAUAAAACACCUGGAUACUUUUGACAAGUUAUGGUCAUAAUGACGUGCUCCCAGGGUUUUCUGGUGGCCUCAAUAUUCGCGCUGCUAACACUGGUGUGUGUUGAUGCUUCAGUGCCUAUCAACAUAACAUACCGGAAUGAUAACCACGUGUGUCCAAGCUCCCGUGCAAGAUGGCAGGACUUCACCGUGUACUUGGAGACGAAACCGAGGCUCUGCAUGAUACAAAUAACCUUCAACGCCCGGUACAAGAGGGAGGCGAUAUAUACCGACACCUGGUGGAGCAAUACAGUCGACUACAUUUACAAAACGGUCUAUGACCCGGUAGUAACGUUCUUGGACGCGUACAAAGGCCACACACUUGAUACACAGGCGUCACCGUUACAGCCCCCGUAUUAGGUUACGCUAGAACUGUUUAUGACCCGGAGGUGAGAAUGGUGGAUCUUCACUCCUGGCAGAACACGUGGUACGGAUAAAGCGUCAUCAGCGCUUACGUCAUCGCUUCCCAUCGGUUCACAUUACGCCAUUACACAUACUGUAAAACGACGUGCAAAUGAGUUUUGGUUAUGAGUAGUACUAUAUUGUCUUCAUCUGAGUUUGUCUAUUAUAGAUAUUUAGCUUAAAUACGAAGAAUAUGAUAUUUAUCUUAUUUCACUGUUUAACACAUCAUGCUUUUGUUUAUUGUUGUAUCCUAUUUUCAGGACUGUAUGUUCAUUUCAUAAAUAUUUAUGUUUAAUACUUAAAAUAUAAAUAAAAAAAGAUUGGUA
This is a messenger RNA of Mya arenaria, 1013 nucleotides long. RefSeq lists its product as uncharacterized. The coding region runs from base 280 to 645 and encodes 121 amino acids. The transcript has 4 exons. NCBI's taxonomy places the organism in Eukaryota, Metazoa, Mollusca, Bivalvia, Myida, Myidae. The record is from RefSeq and is a predicted model, not a curated record.